This is a messenger RNA of Setaria italica (foxtail millet), 2403 nucleotides long. Its product is annotated as calmodulin-binding protein 60 C. Gene Ontology annotation, molecular function: sequence-specific DNA binding; calmodulin binding; DNA-binding transcription factor activity. The record is from RefSeq and is a predicted model, not a curated record. Bases 177 to 1946 code for a protein of 589 amino acids. The transcript is spliced from 13 exons. Lineage: Eukaryota; Viridiplantae; Streptophyta; Magnoliopsida; Poales; Poaceae. Gene Ontology annotation, biological process: regulation of salicylic acid biosynthetic process. Gene Ontology annotation, cellular component: nucleus.
CAUGACAUGUCUUUUCGGCUCUCGCCUCGCCGCCCACCUUGCGCUGGCGGCAGUGAGCUCCGCCACUCGUCUUCCUAUAAGGUCCAGUCCUCGAUGCUUGCGUAGUACGCGGCAGGACCACUUCUCCCAAAGAAGCACGAUCAGAGGGAGUCCGAGAGAGGAGAGAGGGAGGUGAGAUGGAGAGGGAGAGGGGGGUUGUUGAGCAGCCGCCGGCGAAGCGCAUGAGGCUGGAGGUGCCGGUUAGGGACGGGGUCGGCGGCGGUGGCGGCGUGUUGUCGCCGAGGAGCCUGACGCUGCGGCAGAUCCUGCUGGUGGUGCUCUUCCUUGUGCGAGCGAGCGCGAGGGUAACGGUGACGGCCAGCGUCUCCCAGAUCGGUGUCACGCUCGAUCGCACCUUGCGCAAGUAUGUUGAGGUGUUUUCUAGCAAGCUGGACAGCUUCCAGAGGCAGGUUGACGGCAAACUGAAAGCUUUCCAAGGGCAGGUUGAGAGCAAACUGGAAACUUUUCAUGGGCAGAUUGAGGGUCUCCACCAAGAAGUGAGACAACUGGCUCGUCUGCAUUCCAAUCACCAUCCUGAACGACACACCAGAUUAGAGCCAAACCAGGAGCAUGCUGCUUCCAGUGGAUCAAACACAAAUAUCCAUCUGCGUUUCCGGAACAAAUGGAAGGCACCCAUUUACACGGAUAAGGACAUAACAGAUGAGAACAAAGUGGUAAUCAAAGUUGAGGUGUUCGAAGGUGACAAGAUGAUCACAACCGGUCCUCUUUCCAAGGCGAAAAUUGAGAUAUUGGUUCUCCAUGGCAGCUUCUAUAAAAAAUUCCAUGACAAUUGGACUGAAGAGGAGUUUGAUAAGCACACCGUGCAAGGUCGAGAUGGGCAAAUGCUUGUGCUGGGAACUGUGCAGUUGACCAAUGGAGAGGUAGAGCUUAGCCAGAUCCAUUUCAAGGAAGGUUCAUGCAGGAAGAAGUUCAGCAUGGCGGCAAGAUUUUGCAAGACCGAAAAGAUUGCUGGUCGGGUUCGGGAAGCAAUCAUGGAGCCUGUCGAGGUUAAGGAUCGCAGAAAUGAGUCAAAUGAGAAGAGUAAAUCUCCAAGAUUAGAUGAUGCUGUCUAUCGCAUAGAGGCUAUUGCCAGAGAUGGAGCUUACCACAAGAGGCUUCAGGAGGCAAACAUCCACACAGUGCAGGACUUCUUGAAGGCCUUGAACAAGGAUUCCGAAGAGCUUUAUAAAAUCCUAAAGAUGAAAAAGAAGGGCAAGUCUUGGUCAAAAAUGACAGGGCAUGCUAGGAAGCGUGUUCUAGAAGACAGGCAUGAGCUCAAAGCGUAUCAGACUGAAGAUGGGACUUUGAUGCUCUUUUUCAAUUGCGUGCAUGAUCUUGUUGGAGCAAGAUUUGGUAGUCGUUACAUCGCCUGUGAACAAUUUGACAUAAAUCACAAGGCUUCAGUGAAGAGGUUGAAAGAGCAUGUGUACAACAGAUUGGAGGACAUUCCUUACGAUUAUGUAAUGAAAGGCAAUGCUCCUGAGCGAAUUUCUUUAGGCACUGGUGGUGCUGCUGGCCCGUCUGUUGUAUCAGUGGACGCAAGGCAACCAAAUUCUAUUGCUAAUAACCUUGAGGCUUAUCAAGAUCACCAAGUGGACGCAAGGCAACCAAAUUCUAUUGCUAAUAACCUUGAGGCUUAUCAAGGUUACCCAGGAGCUGGAGCACCUGAAAAUUGUCCCAGCGAUGUUUUCAACCCUGUUACUGAGCCGAUUGACACAUAUGCGUAUGGUCCCAUGUACACUGAUCCUCGAAACACAUAUGAUUGCCAAGGUCAAGGAAUUCCACCACCUUUUCAGGAGCAGACAACUCUGCUUUCAGUUGGGCCUGACUGGCAACAAAAUGCACAAGUCCCCACGAAUUCUCCUGACCUGUUUGAGGAGUUCAACCUCUGCUCAAUCCAACAUUGAAUCGCAUCACCUUCGUCAACCCCAUCAAAUGGCGCCUGCUGCUCCACAAGCAUGGACUCCAGCGCAACCAUCGUUCCCUGAGCAAGCUUACGGACCCAGCUGCCCUCUGUUUCCAGGAUCAGGCCACGGCAACGACUGGUAGUGACUAGUGAGCGGAGCACAGAGGCCCUGGACACUGCAGUUUAAGGCUGUAAAUAGCAAUGUUUCCUAGUUUGUAAUUGUAUAUUGUUGAUGUUUAUCAGUUUGUGUAAUAUGUGCAUUCCUUUUUAACUGUUUGUACAAACAUGAUGUACAUGUGUUUGUACUAGUAUGGUGUACAGGUGUUGCUGAUAGGUUGUAUAUAUUUCGUGUAAAUUUGCAAAUGUACAUGCGUUAGUGUUUGCUAGUAGAAACAAAAUCCUGUAUUUUGCAAUGACACUAUUUUUCUAAAGGAGUACAAUUCAUACUAGACUGAAAA